Molecule: messenger RNA, 1309 nt
Organism: Diachasmimorpha longicaudata
Lineage: Eukaryota; Metazoa; Arthropoda; Insecta; Hymenoptera; Braconidae
Product: odorant receptor 45b-like
Exons: 5
Coding region: 16-1251 (411 amino acids)
Biological process (GO): sensory perception of smell; detection of chemical stimulus involved in sensory perception of smell
Cellular component (GO): plasma membrane
Molecular function (GO): odorant binding; olfactory receptor activity
Source: RefSeq, a predicted model, not a curated record
GUCAUCUGAACAAAAAUGCGAGACGAGCACUCCGUACUGGGGGUGAUUCCCGCACCUUCAGGGCGGUCAAAAGCCGAUCUGAGAUACAGUACCGAAUUGAGUCGUUGGUUCCUCGCACCAAUUGGCAUCUGGCCGCCUAAGAGUGAUGCUCACAUUAUCGAGAAGAUAAUUUCCGAACUCCUGGUAUUUCUCUCCUGCUUUCUAAUUUGUUUCCAGCUGGUACCCUGUCUCCUGCACGUCUUCAUCAAAGAACAAAAUCCGAAGCGCAAGAUGAAAAUGAUUGGUCCGUUGAGUUUUAGCUUCAUAUCCAUCAGCAAGUACCUCUUCAUGAUCGUAAGGAAACAACAAAUCUACUAUUGUCUCGAGCACAUUGAUGUUGACUGGAGGAGAGUGGCUCAUCUGGAUGAUCGAGAGAUUAUGCUGAUGAAGGCCAAACUAGGUAGGUUCGUCGCUUGGUUGUGUGCAGCUUUCAUGUACGGUGGGGCCCUCUUCUUCCACACAGUCAUACCCUUCGCAGCUAGAAGUGCUGUCACUCCUGACAACAUCACCUUACGACCACUGGUCUAUACUAUCUACGAUCCUCUCUUCUCCGCCCAGACAACUCCUUCGUAUGAAAUUGUUUUUACAAUUCAGUGCGUUUCCGGAUUUGUCGUUUGCAGUGUUACCACUGGAGCUUGCAGUCUGGCCGCUGUCUUCGUGCUUCACAUUUGUGGACAGCUCACAAUUGUGAGGUCACGGUUAGACACUUUUGUGCGAGGUAGAAAGGACGAGAACAAAAAUGUGGAGAGACGAAUGGCAGAGAUUAUUGAACUUCAUUUGCGAGCUCUUAGAUUCGCGAUUCGUAUCGAGGGAAUUCUCACGGAAGUUUGCUUCAUUGAAUUAGUUGGCUGCACUAUGAACAUAUGUUUUCUUGGAUACUACUUUAUGACGGAAUUUGACCAGAAUUUAGCUUCUGGUCCGAUUACGUACUGCAUUCUUCUAGUAUCUUUCGCCUUCAAUAUCUUCAUUUUCUGUUACAUAGGUGAAACCUUGACCCAACAGGAGGACAAAGUCGGUAGGGCAGCGUAUAUGAUAGAUUGGUAUGAAUUACCACCAAAAACUGCCAGGGAUUUAAUUCUCCUCCUGGCUAUGACGAAAAAUUCAAUCAACAUCACAGCUGGAAAAAUGGCAGAACUAUCAUUACAGACCUUUGGUGGAGUAUUAAGAACUGCAGCUGGCUACUUAAAUCUUCUUCGAACCCUUAUGAUGUAAUUCAACGGUUAACAGAAUAUAUUUUAUUGCUCAAUUAUCAAGCAGAGGCAGUUGUCCG